Molecule: messenger RNA, 1385 nt
Organism: Peromyscus californicus insignis
Lineage: Eukaryota; Metazoa; Chordata; Mammalia; Rodentia; Cricetidae
Gene: Upk3a
Product: uroplakin 3A
Exons: 6
Coding region: 289-1152 (287 amino acids)
Source: RefSeq, a predicted model, not a curated record
UCUCAGACGACACUGCGAAAGCCUCACCUCAGCUUUAGCAUGCAGUAGGAGCUUUUCAGAAGGCAAAGAGAUGCUUGGGAGCCUUAGUUACUUAAUGGUCCCCAGAACAGCACUGGUGGGAGGAGCCCAGGGCUAGGCUGUAUGCAAAUAUCACACUGAGAGGCUUCGGAUUGGUCCGCUCGGGAGGGGUGGGGCGUGCCCUUGCUGGUGGCAGGUGCUCAGGGCUGCAUCCGGCAAGGUGUGGUGGGCUCUCAGGUUGGAGCGCGUUGCUGAGGCUCAUCUCGGGCGAUGCUCCUGCUCUGGGCCCUGCUGGCCCUCGGAUGCCUGCAGUGUGGCUGGACUGUGGACCUCCAGCCCCAACUGGCCAGUGUGACCUUUGCCACCAACAACCCCACCCUGACCACUGUGGCCUUGGAGAAACCUCUGUGCAUGUUCGAUAGCUCAGAGCCACUCAGCGGCACUUACGAGGUUUACCUCUAUGCCAUGGUCGACUCAGCCAGCUCCAGGAAUGUGUCUGUACAGGACAGCGCUGGGACUCCACUGAGCACCACCUUCCGGCAAACCCAGGGUGGGCGGUCGGGCCCCUACAAAGCUGCGGCCUUUGACCUGACCCCUUGUGGUGACUUGCCCAGCCUGGACGCUGUUGGAGAUGUGAACCAGGCCUCAGAGAUCCUGAAUGCAUACCUAGUCAGGGUGGGCAACAAUGGGACCUGUCUUUGGGACCCCAACUUCCAGGGCCUCUGCAACGCACCCCUGUCAGCAGCUACUGAGUACAGGUUCAAAUAUGUCCUAGUCAACAUGUCCACAGGCUUGGUGCAGGACCAGACACUAUGGUCGGAUCCCAUCCGUACCAACCAGCCUACCCCCUACUCAGCCAUCGACACCUGGCCAGGCCGGAGGAGCGGAGGCAUGAUUGUCAUUACUUCCAUUCUCGGCUCCCUACCCUUCUUCCUGCUUGUGGGCUUUGCCGGAGCCAUCAUCAUCAGCUUUGUGGACAUGGGCAGCUCUGAUGGGGAAACAGCACAUGACUCACAGAUCACCCAGGAGGCUGUCCCCAAGACCCUGGGGGCCUCUGAGCCUUCUUACACAUCUGUGAACCGGGGCCCACCCCUAGACAGAGCCGAGGUGUUCACCAGCAAGCUCCAAGACUGAGACAAGCCCCAGCCCCAGGUCCUGGUCUUGUGAGCUGCGGUGAUGGUGUUGAUGCUCUGACAGGACCAAAGGCGAAGCAAGGCUUGUUGGCCUGGUCUUGUGAGCUGCGGUGAUGGUGUUGAUGCUCUGACUGGACCAAAGGCGAAGCAAGGCUUGUUGGCCCAACUUGGUCAUGAAAAUGCUUAAUAAAAUCUCAAGUGACAGUAUCUGGAAUGAAAGCACAAGCAGGGGAU